UUCAUAUUCGAUUCCCGUGCACAAUUUUCGCAAUGAGAAAUGGCUCGGAUUUUACCAUUUGCGCGUUCGGGAGUGUCUGUGUGUUCCGUACUCAGGAAUGUCAUUUUAUGUUGUUGAAACUGUAACUAUUUACAAGGACUAAAAUGCAAGCUCUUUUGGAGAAACAGCGAGCUAGGAUGGCGAAUAUUGCUCAGUACAGUGUCCCUCAGCAGAAGAUGUCCACAAUGGCGUCACUGGAGAACGGGUGGGACGAGCACUUCGCGUUCAACGUGCCACGUGACGACCGCACACGUGCCUCGAAGUUGAGCUCGCGGAACGGACGCGCGAGCCCCACGCACAGCGCCCACGGGAACCUCAUACGCCACAGCAUCCUCAAGGUCAUCGAGGACAAGAAGGCGAAGAAAGUCCGUUUCUAUAGAAACGGGGACCGGUUCUUUAAAGGAAUGGUGUACGCGGUGUCGCCGGAGCGAUUUCGGACGUUUGAAUCUUUGAUGGCAAACCUGACUGAGAGUCCUAUAGGGGACAAAAAUAUUCUUCCAAACGGUGUAAGGCACGUAUUUUCCAUAGAUGGGUCCCGAAAGGUGACGAGACUCGAGGACUUGGAGGAAGGGGAGAGCUAUGUCUGUGCCUCUACGGAUGUUUUUCGGCGAGCCGAGUACGACAACACUGUGUCCCCCGCGUGGAAUUCAAACGCCUUGAACAAGUCCAAAUCUCGAGAAACCUCGUCAAUCAGUACGAGAGGACCACAGGACUAUCUGUCAGCGAGAGACACGGACGCAGACGAAAACAGGGACUUUAUACGACCGAAGCUUGUGACUAUCAUCAGAAACGGUUCGAAGCCCCGAAAGGCGGUACGCGUUCUCCUGAACCGGAAGACGGCGCAUUCGUUUGAUCAAGUGCUGACGGAUAUAACAGACGCAAUAAAGCUAGACUCGGGGUCGGUAAAGCGCAUCUUCACUUUAGAUGGGCGACCGGUUUCAACGUUAUCAGAUUUUUUCCUGGACGAGACGAUCUUCGUGGCAUACGGCCCUGAGAGGUACUUCAAUGACGACUUCGAUCUCGACGAAAAUGAAGUAAAAUACGUGACGCCAUAUAAACCCCGCCCUCAGACGGAAAGAGUGACGUUACGGUCGGCAAGUAGACGCUCGGCGUCGUCGAAAAAUCUGACAGAAGAUGCCGGUUACCUAAGUCCUCGAAGUUCACCUAAAACUCCAAGGAAAGUUCGAGCUGUUUCUGCGCCGAAGUACAGAGUAUUCAAUGGUCCGAAUGGAGAGGAGUUUGAAGGUGGCCCUCCGACACUGGCGCAGACUUACGAUAUCGGCAGGAAGAUAGGAGAAGGCAACUUCUCCAUAGUCAAAGAAUGCAUCCACAAGCGAACAAAUAAACGAUACGCACUGAAGAUUAUUGAAAAGGAGAAAUGCAGAGGGAAGGAGCAAAUGAUUCAGAACGAGGUUGCCAUUUUGAAGCAGGUGAAGCACCCGAACAUCGUGGAGCUGGUGGAGGAGUUCGACUCCCAUACGGAACUCUUCCUGGUCAUGGAACUCGUCAAGGGCGGUGAUCUGUUCGAUGCAAUUUCCAUGUCAACCAAGUACACGGAAAAGGACGCAUGCGCAAUGGUGGGCAAUCUAGCCAGCGCACUGGAAUAUCUUCACGGCAAUAGUAUUGUUCACAGAGACAUCAAACCGGAAAAUCUACUCGUGUGUGAUCAUGGCGACGGCAAUAAAUCCCUAAAACUUGGAGACUUCGGCCUGGCGACAUACUGCACGGAGCGCCUGUAUGUCGUGUGCGGUACCCCCACGUACGUGGCGCCGGAAAUACUGAAAGAGACCGGAUACGGUUGUCAGAUAGACGUGUGGGCCGCGGGAGUCAUUAUGUACAUUCUUCUAUGUGGCUUUCCACCUUUCUCGAGUGCCAAGAACGACAAUGAAGAACUGUUUGACGCCAUCUUGGAGAAGAAAGUUGAAUUUCCGGCUGCAUACUGGGACAAUAUCUCGUCUGAUGCUAAGGAGCUCAUCAAGGGGAUGCUGCAGAAGAAUCCGGAUGAACGGAUGACCGCUCACCGGGUUACGGUGCACAACUGGGUCACAGCAGAAAAAGCGUCCGAGAAAGACAUUCACGCUGCAAUCGCCUCCGAGAUCAAGUCUCACUUCAACCGGAAGCCUAAGCCCUCCAUGAGUUCCGCUGGUAUCCGUCUCGUAGCGGCCACGGCCCUCGAUAAACAGUCGCGCUUCUUCGAAGGCCGGAAGCAGGCAAAAUUGACACUUCCGGCUGAGUCGAUUGCUUCUGGUCAAGGUGACAUCAAGCAUGAAAUUUUCUAAUGAAAAAAGAAAGUUCACCCUUUGUUUUUGCUUAAAAUAUGAAUAUGCACGGAUACUUUAUGGGUCAUCCGGAAAGAGAAAACUAAGUUAGUAAUGUAUUACAGACAGCUUUAUUUAGCCAGAAAAACAAUACUUAAACAAUCUCCCUUUGUAAGUGGUUCAGGGUGUUUUAGACGAUUUAAUAUAUUAAAUUUUCUAUUCAACACUUCUUCAUAUUUAUCCCGAAAUUUUCUAAUUGUUCCUGCCUUUAAAAAAAACAAGCACAGGUGCUUAAAACAGUGUGACUGUAAACGGCGCUACUGUGAAUGAUGGUGUAUUGCAAGUAUUUCAUUAUUUAAUAGAAUGCAGAUGCCAUUGUCGGGACAUGGAUUCAUUUUCUGAUACAUGUAUCUCAACGUGUUGCAAUACUAUUAUGGACUUGUUUGUUUGUUUCUGCGUAACGUAUCGCCCCUGUAAAGUGUGUAAUAUCGGAUAUGUUUUUUUCGAAGAAAUAACAUAUGGAGGACGUAAUCAAAGUGCGAUUCGCCCUUUAUGAUGUUUGUGUGUGCCUGGGAGAACCAGUUGCCAUAUGUACAAGGAAUGGUUUGUUAAAUUCAUCCUUCUGGUUGUCCCCACUCACUCCAACAGUAAAGCGCUUAAGCAAAAUUUAAAAUAUCAAUUUCUUCUCACUAAAAUGUAUACAUGUAAAUCAAUCUAACAAAAAACUUCGGUAUUGUGUGGAAACAAAUUGUAUACCAAAUGUGUGCAUUCAAGUUUUAAGUAUAUAUAUAUAUAUUUAACAUGGUUCUUUGUAUAUAGAGGUCAAUCAGCCAUCUGUAACACAAUUGACUUUUUAAAAAAACAACUGUUUUUAAUAACUGUAAAUGUAUUGCACGUAAUUACAUAUAUCAUUGUAGCAGUAUUAUAUAAUAAGCUUUAUAGUUUAGAAUACCUUAACAGCAUUCAAUACGUGUGCUAUUGUACGAUAUUUUGAUUUGAUGUUGUGUUUUUUUGCGUUUAAAGCAAGUCAUUCAUGGUGCUUAUUCUGCGAGUUGGUCUGUAUAAACACUUGUUAUAAUUGCAUUUAUUUAUUUAAAAAAUAUAUGAGUUAUGAAUUUAUGUCUUCACUUGCUAUAUAUAAAUAUACUAAGCAUUAUUUGUAUGCAUUGUUGUAGAAAUAAAAUGAGAAAAUGCUUCA
Messenger RNA from Dreissena polymorpha, 3495 nucleotides. Its product is annotated as serine/threonine-protein kinase DCLK1-like. The coding region runs from base 144 to 2318 and encodes 724 amino acids. The transcript has 14 exons. The record is from RefSeq and is a predicted model, not a curated record. Gene Ontology annotation, molecular function: protein kinase activity; ATP binding. NCBI's taxonomy places the organism in Eukaryota, Metazoa, Mollusca, Bivalvia, Myida, Dreissenidae. Gene Ontology annotation, biological process: intracellular signal transduction; protein phosphorylation.